Nematocida major is the source of this 348-nucleotide messenger RNA. RefSeq lists its product as uncharacterized. The coding region runs from base 1 to 348 and encodes 115 amino acids. The transcript has a single exon. The record is from RefSeq and is a predicted model, not a curated record. NCBI's taxonomy places the organism in Eukaryota, Fungi, Microsporidia.
AUGAAAACAUUCGCAAGGAGACGGGUGGGGAGACCCGAGGAAAAACCCUCAGAAAAAAGUAGGGCUGUAACUUCGUAUAUGGAGGUGAAAGAGCGUGCGGGUGUAGGGCUCUUUGAAGCGGGGUCUGGAGGUGGAUUUUCAGAGGGUCUUGCGCGGGAAGAGGGCGGAGAAGGCCGGAAAGUGGGGGAAAAGAGGCAGCUGUGCCUGAACUUUGGGCAGAGGAUGUAUAGGAAGUGCCACACGUGCGGUGUGAUCUUCGCAGAAGGCGUCUCCAGCGAGGAGAAGAUGCACGCUAAAAUCCACAGGAAGCAUGUUUCAGAGAGAAGCAGCCAAUCAGAGGAAGCAUAA